AGAACGUUAAGACGCGAUGUUUGCAAACGGGGGCUUCGCCGAUGCUGGAGUCAUGAACCAUGGAUUAUGUACGUACAGCGGUCAAUUUCGCGGCGCAAUACAUACCGCGGCAGCGAUUGCGGAGCAGGUGAGGUUUUGUAUAUAGCGUUGACGACCUCGUUUUAUCUUGCCAACGUAAUUGCCUGUCAUGUCGCGUGCCAUUGUACUAGGAGCUGCGCUAUACUUUGGCUUAGCGAACUGCUACUCCAACUCUUCAGCUCCAACUGUUGAGGUCAAGAACGGGUCGUACUACGGUGUGCACUCAGCAGAGUACAACCAGGACUUCUUCUUGGGCAUUCCGUAUGCCCAGCCACCAGUGGGAAGUUUGCGGUUCAGGAAUCCAGUGAGCUUGAAUGAGAGCUGGAACGAUGCAAAAGCAGCUACGCAGUACUCAAGCGAAUGCUACGGAUAUGGUUCGGAUCAAUGGAACUACGCAGUUUCCGAGGACUGUUUGUAUGUCAACGUAAUCCGUCCAGCAGGUUUCGAGAAUCAAAAGCUCCCAGUUGCGUUCUGGAUUCAUGGCGGCGGCUUCUUCGAGGGCGGAGGUAUUGACCAGCGCUACAACUUAUCUUUCACAGUAGAGAACUCUGUGAAGAUCGGUAAGCCUAUCAUCGGCGUAAGCAUCAAUUACCGAUUGAGUGCUUGGGGAUUUCUCAGCGGAAGCAAAGAAGUACAAGACAAUAAUGCUCUGAAUCUUGGACUCAAAGAUCAGCGACUAGCACUAGAAUGGGUCCAGGACAAUAUCGAGGCUUUUGGUGCAGGCGAUGCUGAAAAAGUGACCAUUUACGGGGAGAGUGCAGGCGGAGCGUCCGUUGGCUUCCACCUCACAGCCUAUGGUGGCCGCGACGAUAAGCUCUUCCGUGGUGCCAUAAUGCAGAGCGGCAAUCCUAUCAACUUCGGGGUCUUGAAAAAUCCUUUGAGUAAUGCGGAUUGGUACAACGAGCUCGUCCGCCGGACAAGCUGCGGCAAUUCGUCCAGUACAUUCGAAUGUCUUCGCCAACUGCCUGCCGAGCAGCUCAACACAGCCAUCAACACCACAAGCCCGGCAUCAAAUCUUUCCAUUAUACAAUUUAUGCCUGUAUUAGAUUACGACUUCAUAAAGAAGCCCACGUCUCUUCAGCUCAAAGCUGGCGACUAUGUAAAAGUCCCCAUCAUAUCCGGCGCCAAUUCAGACGAGGGCAGCGCAUUUGGCCCGUCGCCGGUCGAAACGACUGAAGAUUUCUACAGGUACAUGACAAGCUCCGGUCGUGGUAACGUCCCGCCUGCGUUAGCAAAGCAGCUACUGGAAGCAUACCCAGACGACCCAUCAGUCAACGUAAUCGCGAACCUGGGCAACUCCAGACCCGGCCCACCGUUUGGUGCGCAAUUCCGCCGGUCAGCAUCUUACUUUGGUGAUAUGGUCUUCAUUGCCAACCGCAGGCUGACUUGCGAGACCUGGGCCGCUGCCGGUCUAUCGGCGUACUGCUAUCGCUUCAAUGCGAUCCCCGCAGGUCUACCACCAACGAUUGGAGUAACACAUUUCCAGGAAGUGGCUUUCGUGUUCCUUAACCUCGAGGGACGGGGUUAUGUACCCGCUGCGGUGCCUCCCUUCACCAAUAAAAGCGAGAGCUACCGCGAUCUUGCUAGAUUCAUGAACAGCAACUGGGUAAGCUUUGUACACGACUUGGACCCGAAUGCGUGGAGGGAGAACAACGCUUGGAAUGGAACAGAAGCGCUGUGGCCAAAGUAUGAUGUCGCGAAUCCGCUAGACAUUGUGUUCGAUGCCAAUGUGUCGAGCCAUACGGAGCCAGACACGUACCGCAAGAAGGGAAUGGAGUUGAUUAACGCCAAUAACUACGAGGUGUUCAAUCGAUGAAGCAUAGUUCAUUGCUAUAUAUAUAUCAAAGACGAAGUUUCCUAAGAGACAGGUGACG
This is a messenger RNA of Cucurbitaria berberidis CBS 394.84, 1952 nucleotides long. RefSeq names its product carboxylesterase family protein-like protein. Lineage: Eukaryota; Fungi; Ascomycota; Dothideomycetes; Pleosporales; Cucurbitariaceae. The coding region runs from base 188 to 1894 and encodes 568 amino acids. The record is from RefSeq and is a predicted model, not a curated record. The transcript has 3 exons.